AUGAAUGAAAGCAGUGUUCAUAAAUGGAGUGGAUCUAAGGGUGCAUAGCGGAUUUUGGCACAAGCUGAUUGCAUACGGGUGGCAGAGCCUGGACUUGUUUCAUCGCUCCUUGAGGGUUGGGUGGUUCGAAUCCUGCUUCUGCUCCCUGUGCGUGGAGUUUGCAUGUUCUCCCCAUGCUUCGGGGGUUUCCUCUGGCUACUCCGGUUUCCUCCCCCAGUCCAAAGACGUGUUAUAGGCUGAUUGGUGUUUCCAUAUUGUCCGUACUGUGUGAAUGGGUGAAUAAAUGUGUGUAAUUGUGUCCUGCGAUGGGUUGGCACCCUGUCCAGGGUGUCCCCCGCCUUGUGCCCAGAGUUCCCUGGAUAGGCUCCAGGCUAAGCAGUAUGGAAAAUGGAUGGAUGUUUUCUGCAUGAAGAAAUACCAGCCAGCUAGACAUUCUGCAUGUAUUAAAACUUCAUAGAUAGCAUCUGAUGAUUCUAAUGGGCUUUAUUUGACUUUAACUCUAAUGCCAUUUACAAUGUCAAGAGAGAAGAAGUGACAAUAAAAUGACAUCUUAACAUGUGAAAAAUACUUUGAAUAUAGUCUAAUCCAGGGGUUUCCAAACUUUUUUAGGGCAAGGCCCCCCAAAUGGCAUUAACAUUUGACCGAGGCCCCCCUUUUGCAAGAUGUCUUUAAAACACAUUAAAAAUACAGACUUCUGAAUAUAUCCCCCCUUUUUUUAUUAUUAUUAAUAAUUACAUCUUACAUCUUUACAUUACAUUAGGAAUUGAUUGUUUGUGUGUGUGUGUGUGUGUGUGUGUGUGUGUGUGGUUGUCUGAAAAAAAAAUCAUGUAUUUAUUUUUACACCAAAUGGUUGAGGCCCCCUGGCGGCCCCCACUUUGAAAACCACUGGUCUAAUCUAUGUAGAAUUUCUACUCAUUUCAAUUGAUAAAUUGUCUUAUUCUAUUCGCAAAUCAUUUUGUUUCUUUCUAGACAAAUGCUUAAAUUAGCAAAUAUAUAUAUAUAUAUAUAUAUCACGACUGACAAGACUAUUUCAAGCCUGAACUUGGUAGAAAUGUAUAAAAAAUGGUUUAGUAAUCUCCUGUUUGGUUUAUUAUAAUCUUUAUAAUAUAUACUAGAUCAAUAUGAAUAUAUUCAAGAUAUUUUCACUUGCGAAGAUGUCAUUGUUUGCAUUGUAGCUUUAAUGAUGUUCAGAGUAACAGACUGGCCCACCCCCAUCUCGGAAGAAAGAUAAAGAAGGUUACUAUAGUUCAUUGCAAGCAUACUAUUUUAAAAUGCUCCAAUCUUACAGACCAUGAGAAGAACAAGCAUUUUCUUCUGCAAAACUAACCAUGUCUGGGGGUCUUUUCAUUUGGGAAUAGACUUCUUUGGGUGAACUAUCCUUAUUUAAUAAUUUUAUUGAAUGUCAUUCAUGCAUAGACUAUUUAUUUGUGUUUUUGAUUAAUGUAUUAUUAAAGAAGGCUUGUUUUCUUCCAACUUUUCCAUUUUGCACACUGUAAUCAGUGUUUGUUUGGAUCUGGCUUUGAUGAGGUCUAAAAGAACCUUCUUAUCUAGUCAAUGUUUUUAGGCUUGAUUUUUGAGAUCAAGUGCAUGCUUACAGGAAACCACAACGAAAGUUGAAUGUUCCAUAGAGAGCAGUAAAGAAUUCAGCUAUAGAUUACGAAAGGAAAGUAACACCCCUCUUUACCCCAAGAAGAACCAUGAAGCGAAACUAGAUGAAACAAACUAUGAAUGGUUAUGAUAGCAGGUUGAAGUUGAUCUUCACUGAUGUAUAGGCCUACACCAAAGCAGAAUACUGGCAUGGCAUCAAACUAUUCAACAACAACACCUGCCUACACAACAGCACACAACAGCGCAAAGGAAGAAAAUUUUAGAUGUGAAAAAUCAUAUGAUGGAGAAAGCUUGCUGCUGUGCAUAAUUAUAACUCUGUUUGCUUCAAUAUUUCUGGUCAUCAUAAUGUCUAUAACAUGGUUAAAAACGUAUCGGACCAUGAAGCGCAGAAUUAGGAGUCUGCAGAACACACAGCAGCAGGCACUGUUUCUUCCAUCUGCUGAAAUUGAUCCUUCAGAGGAGAGCUCUAGGCCUAAACAAAUUAUUACAGUCCAGCUGGAACAAAAUGCCAUUUCAGCUUCUGAAUUUAACCUGCAAAGCAUGAAGUCAGCUAGUUCCUCAUUUAACAAAGCUAAUCUCAUGAUGCAUCAGCUCAUCAAAGCUGGAAAAGAAAGCAUGCUGUAUAAAGCAAAAAUGACACACGGUGCUAUCAAAGGCCACACCAUGUUCACCUGCAAAAUCUACAAAAUGGCCGCUAAACCCAAGCUGGUCAAAAGGGAGGUUAUGAUCAUGCGGACUUUAAACACACACUCGAAUCUGCUACAACUUGUAGACUGGAACAUCACAGAAGUGCCCUAUAUGUUAAUUAUGGAAAAUGUGGAACAUGGCAACCUGCACACCUACCUUAAAGCCAAUAAAGAUAGACUGUGCAAACAGGAAGAGCUACAGCACCUCUUCACCAUUGCACUUUACCACAUAGCACAGGCCAUGGACCAUCUGCACUCCAAAAUGAUAUUGCAUUGCAACCUGGCACUGAGGAAUAUCAUGGUACAGAGAUUUCCCCAUGAAGUAAAAGUGGCCGAGUUUGGCUUGGCCAGAGACAUAACGAGGGGGUUGAGACUCUCGGGAAACUGCGAGAAGACCGACAGUAAGCUAAUUCCCUUUAGAUGGUACCCUCCAGAAUACUUCAAAGAGAACUUAUACGGAUUUAAAGGAGAUGUCUGGGCUUUUGGAAUUGUAAUCUGGGAGAUGCAAACAUUUGGCACUGUGCCAUACCCCGACUUGAAAACAUCAGGGGAAGUUGUGUCUUAUUUAUGUGCUGGCCACAGGACACGAGAACCAGAAGAAUGCAGGCCAGAAUUGCUUCAAAUGAUGAGAGACUGUUGGCAAGACUCCUACAUCACAAGACCUUCCUUUAUGGAUAUUGUCAACGUUCUGGAGAACAUUCUGGAAAAUGAUCGUGACUAUGUGGAUAUGGACACCAGCACUGUCAUUGUAUAAGUCGAGUCUGAAGAUCGAGAUUAAUUAUUAUAACUGGCGUUAACAUCCAAAAAUUGAUGUUAAAUCCAAAAAUGGAUUGUUGGGUCUGGUUCUACAAAUUUUUGAUGAUUUCGGCAAUUUCAAUAGAUAAAUGUACAAGAAUUACUAUGUAUAUUUAAGCAUAAGUUCACCCUGUGAUUACUAGCUUUUGAAAGCUCAUCUGUCUGUUUCUAAGUACAAUAUUACCAUAUUAACUAUGUUGAGUAAGUUGUACUCGGAUAACUCUGUGCUGGUUAAAGAAAAUAAAUUUAGUAGUCAAAAUAAUGAAGCAGAAUGGAGCUGCGCUUGAAUGACCCUUUUGAAUGACAAUCAAAAAUUGUAAGGCAUUUGCUUUCUAAUUGUUUAGUAGUCUAAAGCAUUUCAUAUGCAAAAGAUGUAUCAAAUGUCCCAUGUAUAUAACUACAAAAUGUAAUUAUUUAUUAUGUGUUGCAUUAAAGGUGUAAUGAUCUAAGAGUUUGGAUCGAUAAAUAAAAUAAAAGGCAAUGAUUGAAAUUAAUCGAUGCAACAAUUAUAAAUCUAUUAUUAUCGAAAAAGAACAAACAACUUGUAUGUAAAAAUAUAUUUUUUACACUGAUGUGUAGAUAAUUUAAUACACAAGGUGAUUUGCCCACAAUUCUAUAAAAUAAUCAUUCUCUAAGUCAUCAUCAUUUGCAAAUUAUUUGUAGGCCUCACAUAUCAUUUGGAGGCUACUAAAUAGAAUUGUAUCGAAUCGCAUCUCAUCGUAUCAUGUCGUUUUGUAUUGUAUCAUAUUGUAGCAGAUUCAGUGGUAUCAUGAAAUAUCAAAUCUUUGUUAUGAAUUGAAAAGGUGUGGAAGUCAGAGGUUUACACUCCGAUGUUGCAUAGAACGUAAUAUUGAUUUGAUCAUUUUCAUGUUACGGAUCAACAUGUGUGGCAUUAACUGACACAGUACAGGUCAUAUGUGAAUAUAUGUGUUAUGUUUUAAUAUGUGUGUAUAUACACUAUAUAUAUAAGUUGGGAACAGAUUUUUUUUUUCUGUGUGAUUAUAAGAAUGUUUUUUAAGAUUGCAAAUUAAAAUGGGGCAUUAAGAUGGGCAGUGGUAGCUCAGUGGUUAAGACGCUGGGCUACUGAUUGGAAGGUCAUGAGUUCAAGCUGCCACUGUUGAGCAAGGCCUGUAACCCUCAGCUGCUCAGAUAUAUAAAUGUAAGUCACUCUGGAUAAGGGCAUCUGCCAAAUGCCAUAAAUGUAAAAUUCAGUGUAGUUUAUUAUUAUUUAUUUAUUUAUUUUUA
Molecule: messenger RNA, 4334 nt
Organism: Ictalurus punctatus (channel catfish)
Lineage: Eukaryota; Metazoa; Chordata; Actinopteri; Siluriformes; Ictaluridae
Product: fibroblast growth factor receptor homolog 1
Exons: 12
Coding region: 1765-3048 (427 amino acids)
Biological process (GO): multicellular organism development; positive regulation of kinase activity; cell surface receptor protein tyrosine kinase signaling pathway
Cellular component (GO): signaling receptor complex
Molecular function (GO): transmembrane receptor protein tyrosine kinase activity; ATP binding
Source: RefSeq, a predicted model, not a curated record